AUGCAAGAUGAAAGAAAAAGAACAAAAGUGCCACAUUUGACAAGUUCGAUAUGUACGAACAAAAAAGUCAAAAACAAAAAACCAAAAAUAAAAAUGACAGAUCAAGAAUUUUGUGUUGUUACUCGAAAAAAAUGGCUCGCACGAAAAAGUUUAAAUAAAAAGCAACCCGUCUACCGAACAUCUUCUGAGAAUGUUUUACCCGAAGUUGAUGUUCCAAAGUUUCUCACGCGACUACAACGCGUUCGUGAAAAAAUGGAAUCUAGCGACUACUUCCAAACCAGCCUGACAACUCUCAACGAAAGUCUUCAAGAAUUUGGAAACACAAAAAUCACAAAGCUCGUUUGCUUUGGAAUUGGUCCAUUUACAAGAAGUAUUCAAGCUCUUCAUCAAUUUGGGUUCAUUUUGGAAUUACAAAAGAAUUUGCAAAUCAAAGAUGCACUCUUUUUUGAUCCAGUUUUUCGAGAAUCAGAGAAAGAAGUUCUCAAGACAUUGGAAUGUUCUCUAAUGAAGGAGAAUUGUGAAGCUAAGUUUGCCUCCGAUGUUUGUACAUUGUUUUAUUUGCCACAUUGUCCAAACUCGUUAACAAACAAUCUUCUUUGGAAGAAUUGGUUGCCAGAUAAAUUGAGUCAAGUUGUUCUCAUUAACAAUAGCUUCGAGAGUUUAACAAGUAGUUUCCCAGAUUCUGUACUAAGAAAAGAUUCUGGGUAUAUUCUUGAUGUUAAACCAUUUGUUAAAGAAUAUUCUUUGGAUGAUUGUUAUGAGGUUCAUAAUAUCUUCAAUGAUUUGUCAGUACAUGUGUUUCCAAGAAGCAUCUUGCCAGAAGAGAGUUCUGAAUUUUGGACAGUUAAAGAGGCUCCGAAAUAUGAAAAAGGAGAAAUGGUGACGACAAUUGAGUUUGAUAAAUUGGCUAUAAGUUAAGUACUUUUGAAAUUGUACAAAUUUUAUU
Molecule: messenger RNA, 946 nt
Organism: Episyrphus balteatus (marmalade hoverfly)
Lineage: Eukaryota; Metazoa; Arthropoda; Insecta; Diptera; Syrphidae
Product: SRR1-like protein
Exons: 3
Coding region: 1-918 (305 amino acids)
Biological process (GO): microtubule-based process
Cellular component (GO): nucleus; cytoplasm
Source: RefSeq, a predicted model, not a curated record